Messenger RNA from Pangasianodon hypophthalmus (striped catfish), 614 nucleotides. Its product is annotated as interferon alpha-inducible protein 27-like protein 2A. The record is from RefSeq and is a predicted model, not a curated record. The coding region runs from base 143 to 433 and encodes 96 amino acids. Gene Ontology annotation, biological process: apoptotic signaling pathway. NCBI's taxonomy places the organism in Eukaryota, Metazoa, Chordata, Actinopteri, Siluriformes, Pangasiidae. The transcript has 4 exons. Gene Ontology annotation, cellular component: membrane; mitochondrion.
CCGAGGGUCUUGGCUCACUGUUGUUGUUGUUGUUUCGUUUCUGACUCAGACUGAAAGUUUCGUUUCUGUGUAAGAGCUCCACCUCCCAGCUGAUUUCUUUAAAAAGACUUGCCUGUGCUUGUUUUCUAGGAGUGUGUACAAGAUGGUCUUGGGCACAGUCGUUGCACUGGGUGCUGGAGCAGCUGGUGCUGUAGCAGCAGCUCCAUUUGUGGUCUCAGCGUUGGGUUUCACUGCUGGGGGCAUCGCUGCAGGAUCCAUUGCUUCAUCGAUGAUGUCAGCAGCGGCGGUUGCUAAUGGUGGUGGCGUAGCAGCGGGAAGCGCCGUCGCUGUCCUGCAGUCCAUCGGGGCUGCUGGACUUACUGCCACUGGCCAGGCCGUCAUGGCAGCUACAGGAGCGGCUGUGGGUGGAGUGGUUGAAUACCUAACUUCUUAAUUCUUUAUUCUUUAGAUUUCUUUAUGCAUGAAUGCCUAUGGAUCAGGUUUUUUCACCUGAUGUUAGAAAUUCUAUCUUGCUAAGACCUUUUGCUUCUUUUCAUCUACAUGAAGGUAAAUAGUGUCUUGCAUACUGCACUGUGUAGGCCUCCUGCAUAACUAAUAAAAUGGCUGCACUUCUA